AUGUUUCGCAAAAGAGAGAAUGUGUACUCUCGUCACAAAUUCGGAAACAGCGAUGAAUUCGAAGAGGAGCUUUACGACAUGUUCAAUAAGAAAUAUGAGUUCGUUUUCAAUAGCGAUUGGAGACUACCGGAUCGAGGGUCUUUCUUCUCCGCGCCGCCGUGGAAAAUUGAAAGCCUCGAUAAAAUGAAAGCAAGAUUAAACUUUCACAAGAGUCAACUCAAUGACUUCAGUAUCGAAGAGUGGAGUAGUCACACGCGGCGUCGGAAUCCCGCUGGCGAAGUCAGUUGGAAGGUCAGGUGCCUGGUGAAUCCAGAGUUCUUAACGCAGGCAUGGACAAAGUUCUAUGAAUGCGCGUGCACCUAUAACAUUAUACCACUCGAAGCUAAGGAAGACAAACAAAUGGUCUCUCUACAUUUGUGUGAGGCGCCAGGUGCUUUUAUCACCUCAUUAAAUCAUUACCUCAAACUAAACCACAAUAAUAUACGAUGGAAAUGGUUGGCCAGCACAUUAAAUCCGUAUUACGAAGGUAACUCAACAUCAAACAUGAUAAGUGAUGACAGGUUCAUGUUCCACACUCUGCAAAACUGGGAUUUUGGAGUGGAUAAUACAGGAAAUGUUAUGGAUUGGGAAAACUCACAAGCUAUUAUCAAAAGGGCUAAAAGUUUGGGAAAGGUCUUACUAGUAACUGCAGAUGGUUCCAUAGACUGCAUACAGAAACCAGAUGCCCAGGAAGAGAUCACUUCACCCUUGCAUUACUGUGAAAUUGUUACUGCUCUACAAAGCCUUAGCAAAGGUGGAACAUUUGUUUUCAAACUGUUUACCAUAUUUGAACAUUCCACUGUAUGCUUAUUGUAUCUUCUUAAUCAUCUCUUCAAAGAAGUAAAUAUUUACAAACCUAUCACAUCACGGCAAGGUAACUCUGAAGUGUAUGCCAUAUGUCUCAGGUAUAAAGAUAAUUUUCUGCUAGAAGAGUUCUUGCCAAGGCUGAAAAUAACUUAUGGAACAAACCUAUACAGUGAGUUAUCACUUUUCCCUCUGGAUGUGAUUCCUGAUAGUUUUAUUAAACAAGUAGAAGAAUGUGCAUAUUACUUCUAUUCUCUGCAAUGCCAUGUUAUCAAUAAUAAUCUUCAAGCCUAUUUAAUGCAAAACAACAUUGCACUGCAUCGCGAUAUAAAAAAGAUAAGGACUCUAGUCGCUGCAGAGUUUGUUUGGAGGUAUGAAUUAAAACCUAUCAAUCCAGAACAAGAAAUUCUCAAGGGUGUGCUUCACGAAGAAAAUAAAAUUAAUAAUAACCCAAGGCACUACAGGGGCUCCUAUACAGAGAGACAACUCUACACAAAAAUGUCAGUCAAGGAAAAGUUACGAAAUCUGCAUGAUUCAAUGCAAACUGAUCUUAUAUCAAAUCCUGCCAUUUUAAUAAAUAAGCCAGUGCAAUGGAUGGUGGAAAGUGACACAGAAUUCAAAAUUAAAUUCACAUAUGGGCAACCAUUACAGAGGCUUAACAGCUCGAAAUUUAUACUGAUUCCUAUUUUCAAGCUUUAUCAACAAAUUUUACUGGAUGAAGAAUUUAAGGAAAUUCUUAUUUCAUAUGAAAAUGUACAUGAAAGAAAUGUCCCAGAAUUUGAUAUUAAAGAGUCAACUAAGUUACAACUACCAUGUGUUAAGUAUGAUGAUACAUAUCAUGUUCAUGAAAAAUAUUGUUUCAAGUUAUUAAAUGACACAUUAAAAGAAAUGUCAGAUGGUGAUACACUGCUUCUACAGAAUUUUAAUUUAUUAACACACUUCAAUGUAAGCAUUUUAUACAUUCUAACCAAAGCAUGCUUCAAACGAGCCGGGUUUACUUCCUGUGGCAUUCUUAUCUUAGAGAAGCUGAAUAAGAAAAUGUUGAAUCUCUUAGACGCAGUUGAUAUUGAAUGCCAAAGAGUAACAAAAGAGAGCAGUAAAGAUAUCUUGACUGCUCUUCCCAUAAAAUUGACAAAUGCAGGUGAUUUUUUUAACAAUGUUGUGUUUUAUAACAACACAUUCUACAGACGUAGAUGCUCAGAAUACUUGAAAGCUAUAGAUCAAUCCAUUUAA
Messenger RNA from Leptosia nina, 2076 nucleotides. Lineage: Eukaryota; Metazoa; Arthropoda; Insecta; Lepidoptera; Pieridae. The record is from the annotation of a GenBank genome assembly.